Molecule: messenger RNA, 1942 nt
Organism: Ochotona curzoniae (black-lipped pika)
Lineage: Eukaryota; Metazoa; Chordata; Mammalia; Lagomorpha; Ochotonidae
Gene: TAF6L
Product: TATA-box binding protein associated factor 6 like
Exons: 12
Coding region: 81-1919 (612 amino acids)
Biological process (GO): transcription initiation at RNA polymerase II promoter; RNA polymerase II preinitiation complex assembly
Cellular component (GO): SAGA complex; transcription factor TFIID complex; SLIK (SAGA-like) complex
Molecular function (GO): transcription coactivator activity; protein heterodimerization activity; RNA polymerase II general transcription initiation factor activity
Source: RefSeq, a predicted model, not a curated record
GCGUCGGCUCCGCCGCGCCGGACCCCAGGGAGUGUUUCUUGAGCGUGGAUCAUGUGCUGACCCUGUGCUGGACGCAGAGGAUGCAGAGCUCCACUGGGGCCAUGUCGGAUCGAGAAGAGCGGCGCUUCGUGGAGAUCCCGCGCGAGUCGGUGCGGCUCAUGGCCGAGAGCACGGGCCUGGAGCUGAGCGACGAGGUGGCGGCCCUGCUUGCAGAGGACGUGUGCUAUCGGCUCCGGGAAGCAACACAGAACAGCUCUCAGUUCAUGAAGCAUACCAAACGCCGGAAGCUGACAGUUGAGGACUUCAACAGGGCGCUUAGAUGGAGCAGCGUGGAGGCUGUCUGUGGGUAUGGAUCCCAGGAAGCGCUGCCCCUGCGGCCCGCCAGGGAGGGUGAACUCUACUUCCCUGAGGACCGAGAAGUGAACCUGGUGGAGCUGGCCUUGGCCACCAACGUCCCCAAAGGCUGUGCCGAGACGGCAGUCAGAGUUCAUGUCUCCUAUCUGGAUGGCAAGGGGAACCUGGCCCCCCAGGGAUCAGUACCCAGUGCUGUGUCUUCGCUGACUGAUGACCUGCUCAAGUACUAUCAGCAGGUGACUCGAGCUGUGCUGGGGGAUGACCCACAGCUGAUGAAGAUUGCUCUCCAAGACCUGCAGACCAACUCCAAGAUCGCAGCGCUCCUGCCUUACUUUGUCUACGUGGUCAGUGGGGUGAAGUCCGUCAGCCAUGACCUGGAGCAGCUGCACCGGCUGCUGCAGGUGGCCCGGAGCCUCGUCCGCAACCCGCACCUCUGCCUGGGGCCCUACGUGCGUUCCCUGGUGGGCAGCGUCCUGUACUGCGUCCUCGAGCCACUGGCCGCCUCCAUCAAUCCCCUGAAUGACCACUGGACUCUGCGGGAUGGCGCCGCACUCCUGCUCAGUCACAUCUUCUGGACUCACGGGGACCUUGUGAGUGGCCUCUACCAGCAGAUCUUGCUCUCCCUCCAGAAGGUCCUCGUAGACCCCGUGCGGCCUCUCUGCUCUCACUACGGUGCUGUCGUGGGGCUGCACGCGCUUGGCUGGAAGGCGGUCGAGCGCGUCCUGUACCCGCACCUGUCCACGUACUGGACCAACCUGCAGGCUGUGCUGGACGACUACUCGGUGUCCAACGCUCAGGUCAAAGCGGACGGCCACAAGGUCUACGGGGCCAUUCUGGUGGCCGUGGAGCGGCUGCUCAAGAUGAAGGCGCAGGCAGCCGAGCCCCGCAAGGCCGGCGCGGGCGGCCGGGGCUGCCGGCGCCCCGAAGACCUGCCCUGGGACAGCCUGCUCCUGCAGGACGCCCCGUCCGGGCCCGAGCCGGGCUUCGGGGCCGGCCUCUCGCUGCCGCCGGGCGCCGCGGGCCCCGACGACCCGUCCCCGUCCGUCGCCCUGGCCGACAUCUACCGGGAGCUCUACGCCUUCUUCGGCGACAGCCUGGCCACCCGCUUCGGCACGGGCCAGCCGGCGCCCAGGGCCCCGCGGCCGCCCGGGGACAAGAAGGAGCCGGCGGCCGCCGCCGACCCCGUGCGCAAGAUGCCGCAGCUCACGGCCAGCGCCGUGCUCAGCCCGCCGGGCGACGAGAGCCCGCGCGCCGCCGCCGACGGCCGGCCGCUGCCGCGCGUGCGGGGGGCGCGGGGGGCGCCGCGGCAGCAGGGCCCGGGCACCCGCGACGUCUUCCAGAAGAGCCGCUUCGCCCCGCGCGGCGCCCCGCACUUCCGCUUCAUCAUCGCGGGCCGGCAGGCGGGGCGGCGCUGCCGCGGGCGCCUCUUCCAGACGGCCUUCCCCGCGCCCUACGGCGGCGGCGCGGCGUCCCGCUACGUGCAGAAGCUGCCCAUGAUCGGCCGCUGCGGCCGCCCGGCCCGCCGCUGGACGCUGGCCGACUACUCGCUGUACCUGCCGCUCUGAGCGGGGCAAUAAAGGCCGCGCCG